UCGCUUUCAAAUUUCUUGAUUAAUCGUCAUUUCUUCCGUCUGGUGGACAAUUGAAACUCGGUUUUAGUUAACAAAAGGGAGUGCAUUUAAUUUGGCGUGUUUCCAAUGGGGAUUUCGGGCAAAAGCGAUAGAAUACGCCCUGUAGAUGCAGCGCAUGUAAGUGUUAAUUGCGUUUUUCAUUAGUAAUAGUGGUUUUUUAUAGCAGCUAAACACCCGCACUCGAGUUUGUUAAAAAAAUUUCACUGUGUGACUAGGGGGGCGAAAAUAUGUUUGAUUUGCAGCAGUGGCUGAAUGAGUAUGGCAAAAGUAGGCCUGGAACCUUCGCGGGCAGCGCCAACAGUUUGCUUACCAAACGGCGCAAACCAACCGACGUGUGCUUUUUCACGGUGUUCCUGCUGUUCUUCACCACUCUGUGCUUUUUAAUAGCUUACUGCGUCCACUAUGGCGAUAUUGACAGGGUUAUUCAUGGAUACGAUAAUUGCGGCUCAGUGUGCGGAAGCAAGCAAACCUCCAAGUCCUCCUCUAAGCAAAUGGAGACUUGCUACAAGUCCAUUGAUAACACCCAGUUUGGAAGCUACCACUUGAUCCUCUACAGGCCGGAGCAAACGCGACUCUAUGACAGGAUUUGCACGAGAAACUGCAGCCUCUAUCCAGGAUACAACGAGUUCCUCAACAGAUGCCUGCCAUCCAGCAAGAAGACGCAGGCCUUCCAGGCUUUCUUCACUAAAGCUGGCAUCAAGGACUUCUUCAUGGAAAUUUGCGAAGAUUUCAACGACUACUGGAAGGUGCUGAUCUACAUGGGCGCCAUUUCCUUGGUAAUAUCUUUGAUCUUGUUCCUGCUCUUUCCAUUCCUGGCCGGGCUGCUGGUCUGGAUUAUCCUGAUUGGAGUGUUUCUUGCCUGUCUGGGACUCAGCAUUUAUCUAUGGGUUUCCUGGAAGGGGGUAAAGGAGCUGCAAAAAGAAGAUAUGGAAAUCCGAAGCGAAGAAGUGUGGACCUGGUUGGGGUUGGCCAUUGGGGCCACUUGCGCCACCGUGAUUCUCACUCUGAUAAUUUGUGUAAUGAUCAAGAGGAUCAAGCUGGUGAUUCAGUUGUUUGAAGAAGCCGGCAAAGCUCUAGCGGCCAUGCCGCUCCUUCUUUUUGAGCCCAUUCUGACAUUCAUGUGGAUCAUUGGCGUGUUGUCGCUUUGUGCUUAUCUGUGUCUUUGGGUAAGCAGCUCUGGGCGCCUGAGAAUGAAACGCCCCAACAUCUACUACUACAAAAAGGAUGGCUUGAUGGAGGCCACAAAGGUGCUGAAUGUCUUUGGCAUGUUCUGGAUGUGCCAGUUUGUGGUUGGGUGCCAGCACUUGGUUAUUGCUGGCGCCGUUUCCAAGUGGUACUUUUCCAGGAACAAAUCCCAAUUAUCCUCCCCAAUUGCAAGGAGCUUCUAUAAUCUGGCGCGCUUCCACUUGGGAUCUGUAGCCCUGGGGUCGUUUUGCCUGGCCACAGUGCAGAUAUUGCGACUGAUCUUCACAGCAAUGCAAAGGAUGGUAACGUACCAAAGCAAUUCGCAUCUGGUCUGGCUUGCCAAGACAUGUUUGUGCCUGUGCAACUGCUGCUUCUGGCUCUUAGAUCGGGUUCUGAACGUGAUCAGCAGGAACGCCUAUAUCUUAACAGCCAUGUAUGGGGACUCGUUUUGCCGGGCUGGCAAACAAGCUCUGGCCCAUCUGACCGCUAACCCUCUUCGAGUGGCUGCCAUCAAUUCCGUUGGGGAUUUUGUCCUGUUCUUGGCCAAGGUUCUGGUGGUGGCUUGCAGUGUGGCCAUCGGCUCAUACUUCCUUAAGCACAAAGACAACUUGCAUCAUUACUGGGUGCCUUUGGCCCUGAUCGGGCUCUUCAGCUACUUUAUAGCGCACUGUUUCAUGACCGUAUACGAGAUGACCAUCGACACGAUUUUUAUGUGCUUCUGUGAAGACUGCGAGUUAAACGACGGCGCUUCCAGGCCCUAUUUUAUGUCCAGGGGGCUGAUGGAGUUUGUCGAGGACUCGAAAAACGCCUCAGGGUUUCACGCAGUUGACCCCCCCGUUCAGCCCGCUACAGCCAAAGAAGAGUCGACAACUUGAAUGACACACCGCUAGUUUAACUUUCUAAUUGCAUAUUUACAAAGCUGUGAUGUUUGGAGCGCACCAUUUUCACAUAUUGAACAAA
Dendroctonus ponderosae (mountain pine beetle) is the source of this 2184-nucleotide messenger RNA. RefSeq names its product choline transporter-like protein 1. NCBI's taxonomy places the organism in Eukaryota, Metazoa, Arthropoda, Insecta, Coleoptera, Curculionidae. Gene Ontology annotation, cellular component: membrane. Bases 267 to 2099 code for a protein of 610 amino acids. Gene Ontology annotation, molecular function: transmembrane transporter activity. The transcript is spliced from 13 exons. The record is from RefSeq and is a predicted model, not a curated record. Gene Ontology annotation, biological process: transmembrane transport.